This is a messenger RNA of Gastrolobium bilobum, 3189 nucleotides long. Its product is annotated as probable LRR receptor-like serine/threonine-protein kinase IRK. Gene Ontology annotation, cellular component: plasma membrane. The coding region runs from base 1 to 2949 and encodes 982 amino acids. The record is from RefSeq and is a predicted model, not a curated record. The transcript has 2 exons. Lineage: Eukaryota; Viridiplantae; Streptophyta; Magnoliopsida; Fabales; Fabaceae. Gene Ontology annotation, molecular function: protein binding; ATP binding; protein kinase activity. Gene Ontology annotation, biological process: hormone-mediated signaling pathway; protein phosphorylation.
AUGCGAGCGUUAUCCAACAUGAGAGCUCUUCUUCUUCUUCUUCUUCUUCUCUGCUUGUUCUCGCUGCUUCUCGUUUCAGUGACCGCCGUGAACCCGUCACUGAACGACGACGUUCUAGGGCUGAUUGUGUUCAAAGCUGACGUACAAGAUCCCAAGGGAAAGCUCGCAUCUUGGAAUGAAGAUGAUGAGAGUGCUUGUGGUGGUAGGUGGGUCGGCGUGAAAUGUAACCCUAGAUCCAAUAGGGUGGUGGAGGUUAACCUUGAUGGGUUCUCUCUCUCUGGAAGAAUAGGUCGAGGCCUUCAAAUGUUGCAAUUUCUGCGCAAGCUUUCUCUGGCGAACAACAACCUCACGGGGGGUAUAAGCCCCAACAUUGCUCGUAUCAAUAACCUUAGGGUCAUUGAUUUGAGUGACAACAAUUUGUCAGGGGAGGUGCCUGAUGAUUUUUUCCGACAAUGUGGGUCUCUCAGGACUGUUUCUUUGGCGAGGAAUAAAUUUUCUGGUAAUGUUCCUUCUAGUUUGGGGUCAUGUUCAGCUAUUGCUUCCAUUGACCUCUCUUUUAACCAGUUUUCGGGUUCUGUUCCUCCUGGGAUUUGGGCUUUGAGUGGACUCAGGUCCCUGGAUUUGUCUGAUAACUUGUUGGAGGGUGAGAUUUCGAAAGGGGUUGAGGCAAUGAAGAAUUUGCGGAGCAUUAACUUGGCAAGGAAUCGGUUUUCUGGGGAGAUUCCAGAUGGUUAUGGAAGUUGCUUGCUUUUGAGGUCUAUUGAUUUCAGCGAGAAUUCUCUUUCUGGUAGUAUCCCUGGGGAUUUGAAGGAACUCACGUUGUGUAAUUACCUUAGUUUGCGUGGAAAUGCCUUCUCAGGAGAUGUUCCUGAGUGGGUUGGAGAGAUGAAAGGCCUUGAGAUAUUGGACCUCUCAAACAAUAGAUUUUCUGGUCAUGUGCCAGACUCUAUAGGAAAUCUUCAGUCAUUGAAGACGUUGAAUUUUUCUGCAAAUGAUUUCACUGGUAAUCUGCCAGAGUCUAUGGUAUAUUGCACAAGCCUUUUGGCCUUGGAUGUUAGCAGGAAUUCAAUGUCCGGAGGUCUUCCUUCAUGGAUUUUCAAGUCAGAUUUGGAGAAGGUUUUGGUAUCUGAAAACAGGCUGAGUGGUAGCCUGGAAAAAAGCCCAUUGUAUCCCUUGGCUGAAGUUGCAGUCCAAAGUCUUCAAGUUUUGGAUUUAUCUGACAAUGCAUUUUAUGGUGAAAUCACUUCUGCUAUUGCAGGUUUAACUAGCUUGCAAUUUUUGAAUUUAUCGAAGAACUCUCUAAGAGGUCCGGUACCAGCUGCAAUUGGUGAAUUAAAAUCAUGUUCUAGUCUUGAUUUGAGUCAUAAUAGCCUAAACGGAUGCAUACCUUGGGAAAUAGGAGGAGCUUUGUCCUUGAAAAAAUUUAGAUUGGAUAAUAACUACCUAAUUGGGAAAAUUCCAAGCUCAAUUGAGAACUGCUCUUCGUUAACAACUUUGAUUCUGUCCCAGAACAGGCUGAGUGGUUCGAUACCUGCAGCAGUUGCAAAACUUACCAACCUGCAAACUGUGGACUUAUCAUUUAACAACCUCAGUGGAAACCUUCCCAAGCAAUUAGCCAACCUUCCCAAUCUUCUUUUGUUCAAUUUAUCUCACAACAACCUUCAAGGUGAACUGCCUGCUGGUGGGUUUUUCAACACCAUUUCGCCUUCCUCUGUUUCUGGCAAUCCAUCGCUUUGUGGCUCUGCAGUGAACAAAUCAUGCCCUACUGUUCUCCCAAAGCCUAUUGUUCUAAAUCCCAACACUACUGACUCUGGCCGCCCAGAUUCCCUGCCUCCAAAUUUGGGUCACAAGAGAAUCAUUCUCAGCAUUUCUGCUCUCAUCGCCAUUGGUGCAGCUGCUGUCAUUGUAAUUGGUGUCAUUGGCAUCACUGUUCUCAAUCUCCGUGUUCGGUCCUCCACAGCUCGAUCUGCAGCUGCACUCGCAUUUUCCGCAGGGGAUGAAUUCAGCCAUUCCCCAACUACCGAUGCCAACUCUGGCAAGCUUGUUAUGUUUUCAGGUGAGCCUGAUUUCAGCUCUGGAGCACAUGCUUUGCUUAAUAAGGAUUGUGAGCUUGGGCGUGGAGGGUUCGGGGCAGUAUAUCAAACAGUUCUUGGAGAUGGGCGUUCAGUUGCUAUAAAGAAACUCACUGUCUCAAGUCUUGUUAAGUCUCAAGAAGAUUUCGAAAGAGAAGUGAAGAAAUUAGGAAAAGUCAGACACCAAAAUCUUGUGGAACUCGAAGGUUAUUAUUGGACUACAUCACUGCAGCUCCUCAUAUACGAGUAUGUCUCUGGCGGUAGUCUGUAUAAGCAUCUCCAUGAAGGAUCAGGCGGAAACUUCCUCUCAUGGAAUGAGAGGUUUAAUGUGAUUCUGGGGACAGCAAAGGCCUUGGCUCACUUGCAUCACUCCAACAUUAUUCACUAUAACAUUAAGUCAACCAAUGUCCUUAUUGAUAGUUACGGUGAACCUAAAGUUGGGGAUUUUGGCCUAGCAAGACUGUUACCAAUGCUUGAUAGCUAUAUUUUGAGCAGCAAAAUUCAGAGCGCACUUGGCUACAUGGCCCCAGAGUUUGCCUGCAAAACGGUUAAAAUUACUGAGAAAUGUGAUGUUUAUGGGUUUGGAGUUUUGGUUUUGGAGAUUGUUACAGGGAAGAGGCCUGUGGAAUAUAUGGAGGAUGAUGUGGUGGUACUUUGUGACAUGGUCAGAGGAGCUUUGGAAGAAGGCAGGGUGGAGGAAUGUAUUGAUGAGAGACUCCAAGGGAAGUUCCCAGCAGAGGAAGCCAUUCCUGUGAUGAAGUUAGGCUUAAUAUGUACUUCUCAUGUGCCUUCUAAUCGCCCUGACAUGGGAGAGGUUGUUAACAUUCUGGAACUUAUAAGAUGUCCCUCAGAAGGACAGGAGGAGUUGUUGGGAUGAAUUAACUUUGUAAUUUUCUUCACUUGGAGGAUACACAAUGGGUUAUCCGGGGAACAAGAAUCCGGUUUUAUUUCUUAGAAAGAGACAAAAUGUUUCCUUUUUCAUUGUUAGUCUCUAGUUUGUUUUAAGAUUUCUCUGCUACACCUAUGAUGCCGGAUUCCUUUUCACCGAGUUCCCUUUUGGACCCCUUUGAAAAUUGUUGCUCAAUUACUCAUAUUUCAUAUUUCAGUUUGGUUUUUU